AUGACAAGUUGACAGCCGAGUGGACUUAAAGAAAUUACGAAUUGUAGUUUAAAAACAUUUUUAAUUUUAUUUAUAAUUGCUUGUGAAAUUUUGGAAAAAGUGAACAUUUAUUUUAUAUUCAGUUAUAAGUGACGUCUCAUAAAACAAUGCCUUCGGGCCGUAAAAGAUGGAAUCUCCAUGAUGGACCACAAGGCUCUUUAAGGAGACUGCGUAACCAGCUUGCUGAAGAUGGAUGUGCUGAGUCUCAAGUGGUUCUCGCGAAACAACUAUUAGAAGAAAAAUGUGAAUUGGAGGCUGAUAAGAUAUCGAAUUUCAAACAGGCAUUGGAAUGGCUCAUUUGUGCUACCGAACAAGCUCACCCAGAAGCUAGAAGAAUGCUCCGAAGGUGCAUAAGAAGUGGCGUGAUAGACGAAGACAGCGCUCCGAUAGUGAGAGCAAAGUCGUGCUUAGCGGCUAGUCGUCAAGAGACCGUGGCGAGGAAAGCAGCCAGGGAUCUAUUUGCAAGUCUAUCUAACGGGGAACAAUAUAUAACAACCGCUCAACUGGAGCGACGCAUUCGUGAAAUAUGUUCCACGACCUUAAGGAAGGACCCUGAUGAUGACGCCCUCGAUGAUGAAUCACCAGAAGAAGCAAGAGCACUAGAUGGUGAACAAGCCUUAGAACCGUCUCAGCUUCAAGCCGGUGACCACAUUCAUACAAAUGGCACAAUUCGCACACAUGACCUUGAAGACGAUUAUCCUGACAGUUACAGUCAAAAUGAAGAAAUUCGAAAUCUAACAGUUGAUAACUUAGUCACCGCAGCAGUAGAUUAUUGUCAGGGCGAAUUGCCUCUAGUCAGCUAUGAAUUGACCCUAACAGACCCUAGCAUUAAAUCCUUAGAUCAUAUCCCAAUUUUACACCAAGCAUUCCUACAUCCAUUAGUUUUUAUAAAAGUUCUUUAUCUUAAAUUAUUGUAUUAUUUCGGGUCGUUUUCAUUCAGACUUUCAAAUAUCGAGCUCUCUCUGCUUCUGAUAGCGUAUCUGUCAGUUAGUACCGACAGCUUGUAUCAUUUAGUGCCAUUAGUUUUCUACUACGUCAGUAUUAUUGCGAUGGUGAUAUGCACGUUUAAAAUGUUGCUCGCUAAGCGUCAGUUCAUCGACUUCAGGAAGUGGUCCGGACUGUUUCUGAGAUACAGCGAUGGGAAUCUACAGCCGGACGAGUCUGAGAACUUGUUUGUGCGAAAUAAUCUCGGUCCUUUCCUCCAGUUCUUUUUAGCGUUAUUCGUUAAUUUGUUCUUGUAUCCGUUUAUUGCAACCCAAUGGGUUCCGUUUUCUGAAUUCUGCGUAUUAUCAUUUUGUCUAAUGUUUUUGACAUUGUUCUCGUUCGGCACAAAUGGUAGCCCAUAUCCAGAUAUAUUGGCACUGAUUUCUUUCGGUAUUAACGUGCUUGCAAAGUAUCCAUACGAGAAAGACACGGUAGUUCAUCAGGGCUGGCGUUUUCUUGAUUUACAUAUAUCGAAUUAUCCAUCUUAUAUACUCGGGAACAGCAUCGAAUUUUGCUUGAAUGCACGCGUGUUUUUUUCCCUUUUAAUUCCUGGUAUCUUAGUGCUGAUGACUAGAAGAUGUAACUGGCAAGGUUUUCUCAAGUAUACCCUACCACAUUGCGUUACGCUUAGCUGGUUACAAAUGUUCAUAACCUGUUCCCAUGGUUGUACAGCCUACGGUUUGAUUAGAGGUACUUUGGCGUUGGUUUGUUCGUUUCUGUUUUUGCCUCUAAUGGGUAUAAUUACUGUGACACUGCCGAUCUUUGCAUUUCUCCAAUACGUUACGAUGUCGAAAUUGUUUUACACUUUGACGGUUAUGACUGGACUCACGGUUGGUUUAGGUGUUACAUGCCUUUUGGCGAAGUCGGAAGCUACUAAGAAGUUCGUCACACCGUUUCAGCUCGCCGUUGGUCUAAUUACAUUAAUUUACAUUGGCAAUCAGUUUUUUAUACGCAUCCAAGACGACGGUUUGCCUUCCAGCCUUAUCGAAAUAAUAGGCGACGAAAAAUCAAGCAUAAAGAACUUACUAAAAAAUGAAUUCAUAACGGAAUACGAAGUUAAUACUUAUAACAUAAAUUGGGACGAUUAUUACAACCAAUGUAACACGCCAUCGUGGUCGGAUUACAAUAUGGCGUCCACUCAAAUUAAAUGUUCGAUUCUCGAAGGUGCCAACAUAAAUUGGGAGGGUUAUGUUAAGGAUGUCAAAAUAAAGAGCGUAAGGAAUCAGUGGAGUUCGUUCGCGUCAUGGUUGCCUGGUAUUUUGGCGGAGUAUUUCAAGUGUUACUACGGCGAGGAAUUUUCGACUUUAUGUCAAAGCGAAGAAGGUGUUAUCGUGGAUGACUGCGAAUUCGUGACGAGCGUCGCUCGGCAAAGCGGGAAGAGCUGCCAUUUGAACAACUUGAAUGAAUAUAAUUAUGAAGUCACAAUCAACAUGGAAGCAAAUGGGGGACUAUUGAAGCGUCACACGGAAAUAAUCCUAGCAUUAGACCAUUUCUUUACAAAUUUUACUCGGUUAUUGCGUUCAGACGAUAAAAUUCGUUUUAAGGGCGUUUUGUCAAACGAGCCUGGCUCUUAUAACAUAGGCAAUAAGGACUUGAAUGUGAAAGGCUUUGAAAUUAAUUGCGUUGAAUGUAAAGUCGCAAGGGGUACCAUAAGUUCGAGAAGUCAUUCGACAUCAAAAUUGUCUGAGCUCUGUCGGACGAUUGUUAACGAUUGUAUUGUUUCAGCGAAAUAUAUAUUGAAUUUUUUAUUGAAUCCUGUAAUUGUUUUUAAAUAAAUUUUCACUUUAAAUGCCAUAUUUUGUUAACUUAUUUGUAAUGUUUGAUUGUAGUCUAGUUCAAGACUUCCCAAUCAGUGCGCAAUCAGAUUCAGGGUUGCCAAUGGCGUAUAAAUAUUCUGAAGAAAAUAAAUGUUUAAAAUCAAUAAUACACAAAAAUAAUUGACAUGUAUUGAUGUAACGCUCCAAAACUCGAUAUUAGGGACGUGAAAAUGUGUUUUGUUAGUUUUCGAUUUGAUGCAUAAUUGUUUUGGAAAUUCCUGGCCUAGUUGAUAAUAUUCCUAUAUCAAGUUUUAAAUCAUUAGAUAUAUUGAAAUCAGUAUUGUGUGUUUUGUUACAUAGGUGUUAAAUUAGUAUCGCUUGCAGUGUCUAUAGAAAAAUAAAUAUUGAUAUAAAAUUUAAAAAAAAGGUGUAUUUUCAAAUGUGAAUAUUUUUUGUACAAAAAAACGGGUACGCGCCAUCUUACAUUUCAUGGUUUAUCCAAUUUAAGAUAAUAUCUCUUUUCCUAAAUUAUUAAUGAUAUACAUAAUUAUUUUUAGAACGUCUAUACUCGUUUGU
This is a messenger RNA of Vanessa atalanta (red admiral), 3356 nucleotides long. RefSeq names its product wolframin (gene wfs1). NCBI's taxonomy places the organism in Eukaryota, Metazoa, Arthropoda, Insecta, Lepidoptera, Nymphalidae. Gene Ontology annotation, cellular component: endoplasmic reticulum membrane. The record is from RefSeq and is a predicted model, not a curated record. The transcript is spliced from 9 exons. Bases 147 to 2798 code for a protein of 883 amino acids. Gene Ontology annotation, biological process: endoplasmic reticulum unfolded protein response; calcium ion homeostasis.